CGGUUGUCACCAAAGACAUAUUUUUUAAUACUGUCAACACUGUUGCUAAACGAAGUAGUCUGCUGUCUUCGACAAAAACAAACAAAUUGAAAUUCACACGUAGCCUUUCAGGUGGUUACCAUAUGGAUGGGUGAGCGAGAUUCUAAGAUGGAUGUUUUUCAGUUAUCUACCUUACUAAGUGAAACAUGUGCUGCUAUAACACACAUUUUAGAUGAAGCUGGGAAAAGUUUUUCAGGCGAUCCAGAAGAGUUUGUUGGUAAAAAUUAUGGAAGCCUUGGCGCAGUUAUAGCAUGUUAUUCAAAUCUAUUCAAGCUUUCACAAUGCAAAACAAGAACAGACCUGGAAACAUUUUGGGCUGGUUGUUUUUCAGAUCCAAUUGUCAGGGAUGCAGUUGACGAACUUCUUCUUGUUGAGGAAAAAUGGGAUCAAUUCCUCCAAACAGUUGAUACCUUUAUGGAUAAAACACUGUAUUCAAGGAACCAAGUUAUUGGUGUCGAUGAAAUUGCUUCAUUAGCUUUAGUUAACACAACUGAUAACACUUCAUCGACAAUGAAACAAUUAAUCAAUAAUCAACCUGCUGUUUUUGUAUUUCUUCGCCAUUUUGCUUGAUUACCCUGACGGCAGCAUGUGAAGCAAUUAGAAGAGCAUAAAUCUUCUUUUGCUUUACAUAAUUGCAACAUUCAUGUAUUGUCUUUUGGAUCCUGCGAUGGAGCUUUGAAAUG
Daphnia pulicaria is the source of this 722-nucleotide messenger RNA. RefSeq lists its product as uncharacterized. Lineage: Eukaryota; Metazoa; Arthropoda; Branchiopoda; Diplostraca; Daphniidae. Bases 127 to 609 code for a protein of 160 amino acids. The transcript is spliced from 6 exons. The record is from RefSeq and is a predicted model, not a curated record.